Molecule: messenger RNA, 710 nt
Organism: Ilyonectria robusta
Lineage: Eukaryota; Fungi; Ascomycota; Sordariomycetes; Hypocreales; Nectriaceae
Exons: 3
Source: RefSeq, a predicted model, not a curated record
UCUACUCCUCAAGAGCUUCAAGAUGAUAUGAUUUCCAUCGUCUGCGUCCGCUGUGGCGAGGAGAAACCGGCAGGUGACUUUAUUGGCAAAAGGAAAUCGGUGGGGCACACCAAGAACUGCCAGGACUGUCGCAAUCAGCGCAGUUCUCAUUACUCCAGGUCCAGAGGCGCGAUCCUGACAUUAAGAAACCUCGCCGUCGCUCCUUCUUCAACUGAGAGUCCCGCUCCGAAGAGAACUGAAGAAGAUGCUGGCCUAUUGCCUCCUAACGACAGAUUCGGAACCCAACCUACGUCGCCAGAGAGGCUGCGGCAAUGUCAUACAGCGAAGACGUUAUCCGGGGCGUCGAUUAGCCAGCCGCGAAUAGUGUUGGGGACGCCAAUUCCACCAACCCAACAAAGCUCGCGGCUCUUCCGUACAAUAGCUCCCUCACCUCCUGCGCAGCCGACGACACUACUAACCGCCUCACAUUCCGAUCCAUUCCUCAAGUGUGGGAGAGACUCACAGGACGAUUCCUCCAUGGCUGGCGCAAGGGCCAAGCGGGCUGCUAUCCAGCGCGGCCAUCGUUCACGACGCCGUGCAGGCGAGACUGUGUCACUGACUCCCUCAAUAUCUCAACUCGGCGCGUUUAAAGGUUCGGAGGGGCCUGGGGCAGAUAUUCUUACUUAAUGGUCGCAGUACUUCGGGCUAACGACAGAAUGUAGAUGCGAGCC